Messenger RNA from Puntigrus tetrazona (Sumatra barb), 2702 nucleotides. RefSeq names its product T cell leukemia homeobox 3b (gene tlx3b). Gene Ontology annotation, biological process: regulation of transcription by RNA polymerase II; animal organ development. The record is from RefSeq and is a predicted model, not a curated record. Gene Ontology annotation, cellular component: nucleus. NCBI's taxonomy places the organism in Eukaryota, Metazoa, Chordata, Actinopteri, Cypriniformes, Cyprinidae. Gene Ontology annotation, molecular function: DNA-binding transcription factor activity, RNA polymerase II-specific; RNA polymerase II cis-regulatory region sequence-specific DNA binding.
AAAUUAACAUGGUUUAUGAAAAUAAGCCAGAAUUUAAUUAUUAUCAUCAUCAGUACCCAUGUUGUAUUUUGUCCUGAAGCGAUUCAUAUAUAUAUCUCGACUGCAAAUAAAUAAAAUGGAUAUUUUAAUAAAGCCGAGAACGAGUCUAAAGUUGAUUGACAUAUUAGAAAAAAAGGUUGAGGGCAGCUUUGAGGUCAAACGCACUCCUCCAGUGGCUUUAGGCGAUAUAUAAAUUACAUUUUUUUUUCCUUAAAACGCGAAUUGAUAAUAUGCGUUUCUGAUUUUAAUACAAGCUGCGCCGAUCAGAGAUUCGAGAUCAUUAUUACAUUGUUAGUCAUCUAUUUAUACAUUCCUUAUCUGAUGAAAUUAGGCUAACUACAAACUACUUUUCCCGCACAAAAGGUCCAUAUGGUAAAUAAGACAAUUGCUGAGCGCUUUAUUUUCCACGUGAGGCCACGGCAGAAUCUCUAAUAAAUACUCAAGUAUUUAAAAAGCCAGUGAUGACGUCCCGAUGUCAGCAUGUCCGUAAUAAAGAGAUACUUGACCGAUACAGAAAUUGGGGACUAAACGAUCUGCAUUUUAAAGAAUGAUGUCACAAAACGCUUUAUGUAUUUUGACUUGUAACAAAACGAAAGCCAAUAAGGAGAGGGAGAUUUAGCGCUGUCCAAUCAGAGAAGAGAACAGCCCGACGAGUUCCGCGCAGGGAUCCAGUGGAGAGAGAGAGUGCCAGAAAUCUGCCAAGUCCUCGUGCCAAAAACUUUUCACCCACAGACGAAUGCGUCCAAGUCGUCCUAAGUCAAGAAUUGAAUAUCGAGGAGUAAUACAUCAAAAAGUAGCUAUUACUAGGAUUCCCUCAGUCAUAGAGAGUUUUCCAUAGUGCAGUUCCAGGGCAGUCCGAAAUUGUCUGUGGAAUAAACUCACUGGAAAGCUUCGGGAGGUGAGGAUGGACCGAGCCCCAAGCUCCAGCCCAAGCGGCACCAGUCAAACAUCACAACCUGCCCAACACGAACCCAUCAGCUUCGGCAUCGACCAGAUUCUCAGCGGCACCGAUCAAGAGCCACAGCAGAACUCGAGCAGGAAUAACCCGGAGAGCAGCGCGAGCGCGAGCGGAGGCGGUUACCACCUCGGCAGCCCGACGGGAGCGAGCGCGACGCCGUACACGACACUAACCGGCACUUUUCACGGCAUCGCGGCUCCGUACGAGGAGUCCGGUCCGUACGGAGUGAACUUGACCCUUGCACCCGGAGGAGUGAUUAGGGUCCCGGCUCACAGGCCCCUGGCCGCGGCCGUGCCUCCACCCAUGGCCAGCGCGGUCCCCGGUCUUGGGAGCCUCAGUUUUCCCUGGAUGGAGAGCAGUCAGCGCUUCGCAAAAGACAGGUUUGCAGCAGCCCUGACACCUUUCACUGUGGCUCGGCGCAUCGGUCACCCGUACCAGAACCGCACGCCGCCUAAGAGAAAGAAGCCCCGCACGUCUUUCUCCCGAGUGCAGAUCUGUGAGCUGGAGAAGCGCUUCCACAGACAAAAAUACCUGGCCAGCGCUGAACGGGCAGCUUUGGCUAAAACUCUGAAAAUGACAGACGCCCAGGUCAAAACCUGGUUUCAGAACCGCAGGACCAAGUGGAGACGGCAGACGGCGGAAGAGAGGGAGGCAGAGCGUCAGCAGGCCAACCGGCUGAUGAUUCAGCUCCAGCACGAUGCUUUCCAGAAGUCUUUGACCGAUUCAGUUCCAUCGGACCCGCUCUGCAUCCACAACUCGUCGCUGUUCGCCCUGCAGAACCUGCAGCCUUGGGCGAGCGAGGAGAGCGGGAAGCUCGGAGGAGUGACUGCGCUCGUAUGAGGGCCGCGACUCAAGAAGCGAUUGACAUUCUCCUUUUUGAUGGACCGGGACGCCGGUUGAUCUCGUCUCCGUCCCAAAAGACUGUUCCAUUCCACAAAAAAAGCGAGGAGCUGACACCGGCCGUCCAACAGUGAGCAAACCCAUGCAAAAUAAAGCGGUUCUGCGUCGUGCGAGGCUCUGCAGAAUAAACGAAGUCUGUUUUCUCUGCGUCCAGAGACUUUUAUCCCCAUUAGGGUCAGUUUCAUUGACAAAGCGACUUUGUAGAAUGGAUCGGGGGCCACCUCAGCUGACCCUUUUACAGAUCCUCUGAUCUUCUCCUCCAUCCUUUCAUUUGUCCUUCUGCCCCCCCCCCACCCUUGUGUAGUUUCUCCUCCACUCAAGAGCUGUAGAAUACAGGAUUAAUGCAGAAGAGGGAAGUAAGGAUGAAUUAAUUAUUUAUAAUGCGAGUUGCACGACCUAAUAUGCCCCCAAUCUGGCUAUUUGCGAAAAUAAAUGGACACGAAGACGCACUUUAGCCUUCCUGUGUCUGUCGGCGGUUCGAAAGCUAGUUAUUUUAUGAAACUACGCCCUGAUCAUUUGAGAAACCGCACGAAGCGUUCAAAAGAAAGGCGUACGGCCUCGUAUAGGGCGGUUGCAAUUGAUUUGAUCGGGUUAGAUUUAUUCAGCAGCGACUCCAAACGCAGCUCAGAAACUCUUCUCAGAAUCACGCUUCGAUGGGCGAAUGCUGUGGGUUUGUUAGAUGAUGUAGGCGCGCCGUUGCAUCCCAAACUCUGUAUUAUACUUUGUAUUUGAUAAAUAUGUAAAUAGCAAACAAAAAAAGUAAUAAACAUUCUGUUUUGGCAUUAACACAAAAGGUGUGCUUUGC